AUGUCUGAAACACAACUUUCCGACCAAUAUCUUUACCAGAGCUCGCUCAAGAGUGAUCCGGAUAUUAAAGUCUCCUCUGGCAAGCGCGUGCCUUUCGUUAUCGAUCUUAAUCAGGGGUCAUACCAAAACGGUGUUAUUACUAUCGAUGCAACAUCCCAGCUUAAUGGAAGUGAAGGAUUUGCUUCGCUCCGUGAUGCCUACAUUAUGCUACCAUACAAGACUAUCGUUUCUAUGGCUGACUACAAGCUGUUUUGGAGCAGUAUUCGUGCUCAGACUGGAUAUAGUCCUCCGUAUGUUGAAAAGCAUGGUGCAGAGUCUUUCCUCUUCCCUGAUGCUGCUCAGUCGUCGAGGUACAGUGCUACGGGCUCUUUUACUGGAGACGGGUAUUCGAAUAACACAGCGUUCUCCUCCUCCUUCACCGCCGGCGCUAUCUCUGCCACAGCUUCAGUAGCAAAUGAUGGUUUUCUGGGACGUGGCGCUUUCGUGGCGGGUGGCUAUGCUGCUGGCGCUAUCAUGGGAACGUGGAACUUCAUGCUAAAAAUCAAGCUUGUUGAUCUCCACCCGAUUUUCAAGGAGCUUGAUCUUAUGGCUAACCCUCAAAUCCGUCUUCGUUUCCGGGUUAAUCAGGGUACUGUAGCUAUUGAUGCUGAUACUUCUCGUUAUAUGACGCUUACAAGUACUACACUAUCGAGUGGUAAUACAUGCCCUGUAAUGAUUGCUUCGUCGGCAAGUAGUAAUCCUAUGGUUAGUGUUCUUUCAGGUUCAACAGCUGGUUCUACUGCUGUUUCAUGGGGUGCUGUCAACCCUCAGGCUAUCAUCUCGAAGCCAGUAAAGAAGGUCCGCUACAACGACCGUUAUGCACAGUGGUUUUACCAGCGCGCCGGUAUUGGCAAGCAAGGGACACAGCUUAAUGCUUCUUUCGAUCUGCAACUUUCGGCUUCUGUAAAGAAUGCGAAUUUCAGAGUCCGUUUGAUACGGUUCCUUGGACACUUCAGCCUGGUUCGAGCAUUCGCAACUUCAAUGUCCGUAUCGGUUCGACUCAAUGCUUCGACAUUAGUCAUGACUACGAUUUCCACCAAUUCACAAACGAGUUCGCUAAAAUUGCUGCGAUUAAUGGUGAUCUGACCCCUGAGCUUCUGAAUGGACUGCUUGACUAUCAGACGUGGUCUCUAACUAACCGCAUCCUUAUCGCUGACGUUAGCCGCCUGACGGAGCGUGAUGUACCUCAGGCUAUUCAGAUCCAGGGUACAAACGCUGGUUGCCAGGGAACAAACAUGCUUGUUUUGGU
This is a messenger RNA of Phytophthora infestans T30-4, 1288 nucleotides long. RefSeq lists its product as uncharacterized. The coding region runs from base 1 to 1125 and encodes 374 amino acids. The transcript has 5 exons. The record is from RefSeq and is a predicted model, not a curated record. NCBI's taxonomy places the organism in Eukaryota, Oomycota, Peronosporomycetes, Peronosporales, Peronosporaceae.